This is a messenger RNA of Paramecium sonneborni, 330 nucleotides long. The record is from the annotation of a GenBank genome assembly. Lineage: Eukaryota; Ciliophora; Oligohymenophorea; Peniculida; Parameciidae.
AUGAAUUUUUAACAUUUAAUACAAAGUAGUCGAAAAUAGAUUUACGAUUGGUUUAUUCAAUCAGAAAUUUUAAAGAUAGAAAUGCUUAAAAGUAAACUUUUGUAUUUCGAUUCUUAAAUAGUGAGUAAGUUUUUAUCUUUGGAAUUAAUAAAAGAUGAGGGCAAGAUAAAUUAAAUGAAGCUUAUAAAUAAAGAAGAAUUUGUAGCUGAAGGUGAAGAUAAAUAGAUAAUAAUAUGGAAUCCUGAAGAGAUUAAUAUAAAAAACUAUGAUACCAUGAGCAGAAAUAUCGAAUGUACAUAAAUAUAAAUAUAUAAAAAUGAUAUGUCAUGA